This is a messenger RNA of Scleropages formosus (Asian bonytongue), 2504 nucleotides long. It is a transcript of the gene slc46a2, whose product is annotated as solute carrier family 46 member 2. The transcript has 4 exons. Gene Ontology annotation, molecular function: transmembrane transporter activity. The coding region runs from base 334 to 1623 and encodes 429 amino acids. NCBI's taxonomy places the organism in Eukaryota, Metazoa, Chordata, Actinopteri, Osteoglossiformes, Osteoglossidae. The record is from RefSeq and is a predicted model, not a curated record. Gene Ontology annotation, cellular component: membrane. Gene Ontology annotation, biological process: transmembrane transport.
CACCUCCUUAUUAUACGCACGAGCUUUUCAGAAACUAGUGGUACUAUAAUCAACGAAGCGAGCCGUGCUUCCUCACACUACAAGCAGCGGGAGUCGCUCCUUUCCGUUUCCCUCGCGCUGACGUUCGGAUCGUGAGGAGGUGCGCUGCUCAACGUUAUGCUCGGGUUCUGCUCGAAAGCUCCUCCCGAAUCGCUCGCUUCCUCACUCUGUGCUCUUCUGCUUUCGCUUUAAGUUUCGCUGCACUUUUCUUUUGUCACGCGGCGGCGCGACUUUGUAACAAGGACGCCUCGCGCUCCUCCUGUCCUGGCGCCUUCCUUCCUUCGACUCGACGAGAUGUUCUCUCUGUCUUCCGCGAGGACCCUGAUCCACCCGGUGGUCGCGACGGCCCAGGUCGCCAGCUCCUUCUACGACACGGGUCUGCAGAUGGUUGUCAAGCUGAGAUGUUCCUCCAACGCCUCUUCCAGCCCCGAUGAGCAGCAGAGGGCCAUAUCGGACUUCUACAUGACCUACACCAUGAUCUCCAACCUGCUGCCCUUCCUGCCAGCCUACCUGUUGGCCAGGUGCGGAGACCGCGGCCGCAGGAAGGUGCCCAUCGCCGUACCCCUCGUGGGCUACCUGCUCUCCAGGAUGCUGUUGCUCGUGGUCCUCCUGUUCGAUUGGCCCAUCCAGGUGAUGUUUGGCGGAGCCGUCGUCUACGGCCUCUGCGGAGGGUUCUCCUCCUACUGGGCGGGUGUGAUGGCCCUGGCGUCGGUUACGUCGCGGAGGGAGCGCAGGUCUCUGCGGAUCAUGGCUGUUGAGUUGAUCUAUGGGCUGGCUGGUUUCGUGGGCAGUCUGGUUUCCGGACACCUCUUCCAGCUGUACGCAUCUGGAACGAAGCAAGGGACGAUUCUGGUGGCGCUGUGUGUCCUGCUCUACCUGUUUUGUCUGGUCUACGUCGUGUUGGUGUUGACACCUCCAGAGACAUUUGAAGACUGUGGUAGGGAGAGAAGAGAGUAUCCCACAAAGACUUGGCGGAGACAUCUGCCCGCCUUCAACCUCACCAUCGGCCUGCUGUUCUUAAGCGCCAUCCUGUAUGAUGUAGCUGUGGCUGGAGGGAUGGAGAUGCUCAUAUCUUUUGUGAUGAAGGCACCUCUGAGCUGGGACGCCACCCAGGUGGGCUAUGGCAACGCUGUGGGCUUCGUGAUCUUCUUCACCAGCUUCCUGGGGGUCUGGGUCUUCUCCAAGUAUGCGGUAGAUACCACCUUGGUCAUCAUUGGCAUGAUCUCCUUCGCAGCGGGGAUUUACUUCAUGGCAUUUGUGACUGCUACCUACAUGUUUUACCUGGCUCGAACCCUGACCGUGUUCGCCCUGAUUCCAAUGCCCACCAUUCGAUCCCUGCUGUCGAAGCAAGUCCAAGCGUCCUGUUGCGGCCGAAUUCUGCUUCUGCUCCAGCUGUGCUUUGCCCUCGCCAGUCUGGUGUAUUCGCCCAUCUUCACCAAGGUUUACCAGGCCACGCUCGACUGGUUCCCUGGGUUUGUCUUCCUGCUGUCCAGCAUCCUCACAGUCCUUGCCAUUAUACCUAUAAGUGUUGUUGGCUGUAGGACAGCAAGGCAGGAGAGCUAUGAGAGCCUAGAGGGCAACUGAUGACGCUGGAGCUGGAGUAAAAACAGUGUUCCACCAGCUCCAGCACGGAAGGAGUUAAUGCAGAGAGAGUAACCGGACAGACGGGUUCACCGCAGAAUGUUACCCCUCGGCUCAAUGCGUCAUGGAGCACAGCUUGAAGGGCUGAAGUCAAAGCAAAUAUGUGUGACGAUAUAUUGUUGCAUAGAACGGUGUGUAAAAUGAAGUGUCUGAAAAUGAAUCAAGCGGGAUUUUCCCGUAAUUUUGCAGCUGUAAAAAGGGUAAAUCGUUGUAAGGAGCCCAAGAUUGUAAAUCGCUUUAGUGGAAAGUGUGAGACAACUAAAUAAAUGUAACUGUACAUAGUAACGUUAGCAGCUUUUCUCUGAAAUGUAUUGGUGUUAAAACUUCUUUCCCAUAAUCUAGACAUACUUUUUAAAAAUGGUUACUGGCUGACAGUAAAGUAGCACUUUUUUAGGGUUUAUCGAAUGUACAAGUAAACUAAAACUUUGCUUAUAGGUUUAUUACAUGGUUUAAAAAAGGAAAGUGAUUGUAAGCGCACAAUACCAAAGUGACUGUUAAUAAUUUCAUAAGUGAUGUAUGAGAAGGUAACUUAUUGUGAUUCCCAUGUAGAAGAAGACGGUGGGGAAGUGUUUAUCGUCAGAAUGUUUGACACUGACUUUGGGGGCGAAAGGCCUCUGUGUCUUGACAGCUUGUAAAUGAACAACAAUCGACAGGUGAAACUGAAGGAUGUGAACUAUAGUUGUAUACGAGACCUUAUUUUGCGGUUGUGCAUAAAUAUCAGUGUAAAAUGUAUUAUGCUGUAUGUAUUAUUAUAUUCAUACAUGGUUUAAGUUUAUUACAAGACUGAUUUUAAGUGCGUUUGCAAUAUUGAAUAACUAACUAAU